AUGGUAGCUUACAGUCCUCUUCUCAAACUCAUCGCAGACCGAGUACUCAGCUCAAGGUCCGGUGCUCGGUAUGACAGCACAAACAAAAAUUUGGAUCGUAAUAUUGGUGUAAAAUUAAGAGCGUUGGUUAAGAGCAAUAAAAAGAGCUCAGUUGGCUCUUUGCGUUCAGUGUCUGCCACAUUUGAGCAGCCCUUGGAUAUCGAGCACGACACUCGCGGCGGGAUUGGGAACAUAAGGACAUACCAAGCCAGGAUCCAAGCUCAACAGAAUCCCUACUUGGAUCGAGAUGUUAGCGGUAGAAUGGCCUUUGGUAACGAGCAGAUUGCAGUUACACGGCAGGCAAUUGUAACAAGUAGCUGAUAGCCAGUAGCCAGUAGCCAGAGGUGCCAGUAAUAGCUCAUACGAGAUACGGC
Messenger RNA from Daldinia decipiens, 413 nucleotides. RefSeq lists its product as uncharacterized. The record is from RefSeq and is a predicted model, not a curated record. NCBI's taxonomy places the organism in Eukaryota, Fungi, Ascomycota, Sordariomycetes, Xylariales, Hypoxylaceae. The transcript has a single exon. Bases 1 to 360 code for a protein of 119 amino acids.